AUGUCACUGUCGCGAUUGACAUCGACAUUUGAUGUCAAUGUCGCUUUGUUAGACCCACAACCCUUCAUAGGCCCCAGAAUCCUCUUCUUUUUAUUUUUCUAUUUUUUAGUAUCUCUACGACAAGUCAAUCCUAUCCAACCUCCAAACAACUCGAUUUUAAGAGAUAUCAAAACAGAAAUAAUGCCAUUAUCUCCAGAUUAUUUGCAAUAUAAAAAUAAUACAAAAAAUUUAAAAAUGGAAGCAGUAAAUGAAGGAACUGAAAGAGGAGGAGGGGAAAGAGGAGGAGGACGUUGGAGACACGAUGAUAUCCCUAAGGAGAAGAUUAUUGGAAUUUUGGAAGCUGAAAAGGCUAAAAUACUGGAACAAGAAUCUAAUAAUUAUUUAAAUAGAGAGUUGGGGUUGUCUUCAAUUAAAAAUGGGGAUUUGGUAACAACAACAACACAUACCUCAAGAAGAGGAAAAAGUGUUGGUAAUGUGGAUAAUGAAUAUUCGGUUUCGAAUAAGACUCGUCGUUCAAAAGAUACACUUUCUGAUCAUCAACAACGACCCUCAAAAUCAUUAUCCCCUUCCCGCAACUUUUUUGAUCCUCCAUUUGCCCCAACACAAACACAAAUCGACAAAUAUUCUUCCCAUCAACUCGAUAUAGAAGAUAUUGCUCGACGUAUGCGAGAAUUUAUGUCCAAGAAUGCAAUAAGUCAAAGUCAGAUUGGUGAUAAUGUUGGAUCAGUCUCAGACUUGCUAGGACGCCCAAAACCCUGGAAUAUAUUAACAUCAAAAGGCCGAGAACCCUAUGUUCGAAUGUAUCUAUUUUUGGAGCAGCAACAAAAACGAAGUGAAAAUGAAGGAGAAAAUGGGAGAAUUGAACAAAAUGAUGAUUUAGACUCACAGAAGUCUUUAGAUUUAAGACUUGAAGACAUGACAGAAGAUUCUAGUUCGACUAAGGGUGAAUGUGGGGAAGAAAAUGAAUUAAAUGAAGAGGAAGAAGAGGAGGGAUGUUCAACUAAAUUGAGAAUGACUGAGGAGGAAGAGAGGGAAGAGGAUGAAGAGAAGGUUUUUGAAGAAGAAAUUGAAGGGGAAGAAGAGGAUGGUAGAAAAGAGAUGAGGGAAGUAGGGAUUGAUUUGAAUGAAGAUAAUGGUAUAGAUGAGGAGAAAAGGGAGGAUAUCGAAGAAAAUAGGGGUGAGAAGGUCAAGCGGACAGCGUCUUGUACUUCUUCAAGUGAUGAUCAACCUGCAGCUAAGAGGCCUAAGAGAAACCCUAAUGAUAUAUCUGCUACAUCAGAAACUAAUUCCUUAGAUCAAAUAGACACUGCGGAUGUUGCAAGACGAAUAAGGGAAUGUCUUGCACGUAGUGGAAUAUCGCAAAGGGCAUUUGCUGAACACUUAUUAAAAAUGACUUCUGGAGGGUUCUCUGAUUUAUUAACUAAAGCACGGCCUUGGGUAAUGCUUGGAUGGAAACAUCGACAAGCUUAUCAAAUAAUGGUUGAAUUCCUUGCUGAUCCCGACGCUGUAGAACGUUUGCGUGAUGAUGAACGCCAUCGUUGUGAAAUGAAUAAUGCAUUAAACGCUCUUCGAGCGAUUGCUGCUGUUGCGCCUCCAAUAAAUGAAGAAAUUGAAGAAGCAAAUAACAACAAUAUUUUUGAUCAUCACCUCAACAAUAAUAAAAAAUAUUAUUCUUCCUCUUCUUCCCCAUCUUCUAGACUUUCACCUUUUACUUCUACAACAGAUCCUUUAAUUUCUGCUACUUCCACAUUACAAAUUGUAUCAAAUUUAGCCAAUGAAUUGGGGGUAAAUACUCCGAUUGGAACUAUUUUAAAGAAGGCGAACUCUCCAAAUCCGGCAAUUUCAACUUCUAAUGGAGUGCAUAAUAAUAAUUCAACAAAUAAAAGAAAAUUAAGUACUCCAACCUCAAUAAAUAAUAAUAAUUCUUUGAUCAAAUCAACAAAUACAGCAACAACAAAUCCGAUAAAUGCAAGUGCUCCUCCUUCAGCAACUAAAAGACUUCCACGUUUUCAACGAACAAUAAUCACCGAUCGGCAAAAAGAAGCUUUAAUAUUUAUUUAUAUACACGAACAAAGACCAAACUCAAAAUUAAUUGAGCAAUUGGCAGCAAAAGUUGGGUUGCAGCCACGUACUGUUAAUAAUUGGUUUCAUAAUCACAGAACUAGAAAUAAGGAAAAACAAGUCAAAACUGAUGGAGGAGAAGAAGAAAUUAUAACAACAAUUAAAACUUCCCAUUCAACAACCCCAACACCCGCCCAAGUUUUAAGUCGGGCAUUGAAUGCAACUGAUACAAAAACAACAAAAUGGUUUAGGGAGCUUGCUGAAUUAUUACACGUAAAUAACGAAAAUAUAACAACAACAAAUAAUAAUAACAAUCAGGACCUUUCAAAUUAUUAUUAUUUGUCUAAUAUUCUAAAAAAUGACUCAAAAAAUGAAGAUAGUUCCCCACCACCAAAUAAAAUUUUUAAAGAAGAACCGGAACAGAUAACCGGAAAUAAUGAUGUUAAUAGUAGUCCAAUUUCUUCUCCAACAGCUUCUACUAAUAUAAAUAAGACUUCAAAUAGUUUAUUGGAUCGAGCAAUUGCACGAAUGCAUAAUAGAAUAAAAACUGAGAGUGUUUAA
This is a messenger RNA of Meloidogyne enterolobii, 2622 nucleotides long. The record is from the annotation of a GenBank genome assembly. Lineage: Eukaryota; Metazoa; Nematoda; Chromadorea; Rhabditida; Meloidogynidae.